UUGUCACAUCAGGAGCUGCUUCUGCACAGAUUGUCUUUUCUGUGAUGCACUGAAAGUAAAAAGAUUCAACUCUAACAUAGCAGUGUCUCUUCGUGAGCCACUACCUCGGAACUUCUUCCGUUAGUUGUUUCCUAAUUGAUAGUCGCAAUGCUCGGGCUUGCGUGCCUCCCCGCCACCCUGCUCAUCUGGCUCCUGUCCUGCUGCGGUGCUGUCCGGGGAUAUUUUGCGGAGGAGCGCUGGAGCCCCGAGUCUCCGCUGCUCGCUCCCCGGGUGCUACUCGCUCUCAUCUGCAGAAACUCCGAGCACUCGCUGCCCUAUUUCCUCGGAACUAUUGAGCGUCUCAACUAUCCCAAGGAACGAAUGGCUCUGUGGGUAGCAACUGACCAUAACAAGGACAACACUACAGUCAUUUUGCGUGACUGGCUCGUCAAGGUGCAGAGCCUUUACCAUUAUGUGGAGUGGAGGCCAAAAGAGCAGCCCAGCCGGUACGAGCAAGAAGAGGGUCCAAAGCAGUGGACGGACCAGCGUUAUGAGCAUGUCAUGAAGCUCCGGCAGGUAGCCCUGGACUCAGCUCGGGAGAUGUGGGCAGACUACUUUAUGUUGGCCGACUGUGAUAACCUCCUCACCAAUCCCGAUGUGGUCUGGAAGCUGAUGCAAGAGAAUAAGACCAUCAUUGCUCCAAUGCUUGAAUCCCGUGCAGCCUAUUCAAACUUCUGGUGUGGAAUGACCUCACAGGGCUACUAUAAGCGCACCCCUGCUUACAUACCCAUGAGGAAGCAGGUACGGAAGGGCUGCUUUGCGGUCUCCAUGGUCCACUCAACCUUCCUCAUUGACCUCCGGAAAGAGGCAUCCAGGCAGCUGGCCUUUCACCCGCCACACCCAGAAUACAGCUGGGCCUUUGACGACAUUAUUGUGUUUGCCUACUCGGCUCGGAUGGCAGAUGUCCAAAUGUUUGUAAGCAAUAAAGAGACCUAUGGUUACUUCCCCGUGCCACUGCGAUCCCACAAUACUUUGCAAGACGAAGCUGACAGCUUCAUUCACACCUUGCUGGAGGUGAAUGUGCGUUAUCCCCCAGUGAUGCCAUCCAAUUACAUUCCUGUUCCUAGAAAACAACCUGAUAAACUUGGCUUUGAUGAGGUGUUCAUGAUAAACCUGCAGAGGCGGACAGACCGACGAGAGCGCAUGCAGAGAGCAUUAAACGAGCAGGGGAUUGAAUGUAAGGUCAUUGCAGCUGUAGAUGGAAAAGCCAUGAAUACCAGUGAAAUUCAGGCUUUGGGCAUCCACAUGCUCCCUGGAUACAGUGAUCCAUACCAUGGUCGCCCCCUGACAAAGGGGGAGCUGGGAUGCUUCCUUUCCCACUAUAAUAUCUGGAAAGAGAUUGUGGAGCGACGUCUGGAAACCUCCUUGGUGAUUGAAGACGACCUGCGCUUUGAGAUCUUCUUCAAACGUCGCUUGAUGAAUUUGAUGAGUGAGGUGGAAGAUGAAGGACUAGACUGGGAUCUCAUUUACAUUGGCCGUAAGAGAAUGCAAGUGGAUCACCCAGAAAAAGCUGUGCCUCAUAUACACAGCUUAGUGGAAGCAGACUAUUCAUAUUGGACACUAGGCUAUAUGAUGUCAUUACAAGGUGCAGAGAAGCUCUUGAAAGUAGAACCACUAAAAAAGAUUUUGCCAGUGGACGAGUUUCUUCCUAUAAUGUUUGAUAAACACCCUGUGUCUGAUUAUAUGGAACAGUUUGAAACCAGAGACCUAAAGGCUUUCUCAGCCGAGCCUCUUCUGGUUUAUCCGACACACUAUACAGGCGACAAAGGCUACAUCAGCGACACUGAGACCUCCACCGUGUGGGACAAUGACAAGGUCCGUACAGACUGGGACAGAGCACGCUCAGGAAAGACUCACGAGCAGGCAGAGAUCAGCUCUGAGGCGCAGAACUCAGACGUGCUCCAGUCACCUUUGGACAGUACAGCACGAGACGAGCUAUGAGAGGAACUGAAAGGGAGAGCCAAAUGUAGUAUCCCAAAGGACAAACACCCUCAGUUCUUUAACCAUGUCUUUGAUUCUUUUGAUUUUGCAUCAUAGCAGUGAUGUGGCAUCAGAGUUUGGAGACAUUUUUAAUUUAUCCAGGUGUUACAAGUUAUAAAGGGAUCCGUUUUGUCCUAUAUUUUUCAUGUUUUCAUUUAGUAGUUUUUUAUUUUAUAAAAGGCGCUAGACUUGCUGUUUGAAAUGGCAUUUGCAGUACCUGCUUUCUGUCUGUCAUACAGAAAUUAAUCUACACAAAGCAAAAAAAUGCAAUCAGACUGUAACUUUUCAGUCAUCAUGCAGUAACUUUGUCUUUAUUUGAUAUUACACUGUGAAAGGCCUUUUAAGAAACUCUUUUGAGGUAUGCAAAAGAAGUAUGCAAUAACCACCGGGUUGUACACUUCCAUAAAACGUUUCUUAAACCGAUGUGUAAAUGUGUCAAAUCAUUAGCUUCUGAAAAAUAUGUGAGGAGAAACAUCUGCAUGCUCUUUUCUUUGAUCUUCAGUAUUUUUUUCUUUUAAAACGUCUCAUUUCUGUGCUUUAAUGAACCAUUGGCCAUCACUAAAGAUGCACUCUUGCAGUCGUCUCAGAAUUGAUCGUUUUAAAGUUCUUCUGUAGAGUAUUUACUAAUGCACUUCUGGGACAGAACCGACCCAGCCACAUCUAAACCUACAUGAGUUUCUCCACCUCUUAGUCCAAUUGUUUGGAUCUGAAUUCAAGCUGAGCUCCCAGGAAGUGGAUGUUUAUAGGGUAAUAAUGGGAACAUUCAGCCUUGUACACAAACAUAUUAGAAAUGUCACAAGAAAUAAAAGUUUUUAUUUUUGAAAAAGCUGAA
Labrus mixtus (cuckoo wrasse) is the source of this 2851-nucleotide messenger RNA. It is a transcript of the gene colgalt1a, whose product is annotated as collagen beta(1-O)galactosyltransferase 1a. NCBI's taxonomy places the organism in Eukaryota, Metazoa, Chordata, Actinopteri, Labriformes, Labridae. The transcript has 12 exons. The record is from RefSeq and is a predicted model, not a curated record. Gene Ontology annotation, molecular function: procollagen galactosyltransferase activity. The coding region runs from base 148 to 1980 and encodes 610 amino acids.